Molecule: messenger RNA, 2542 nt
Organism: Xenia sp. Carnegie-2017
Lineage: Eukaryota; Metazoa; Cnidaria; Anthozoa; Malacalcyonacea; Xeniidae
Exons: 12
Coding region: 1-2151 (716 amino acids)
Biological process (GO): proteolysis
Cellular component (GO): membrane
Molecular function (GO): serine-type endopeptidase activity
Source: RefSeq, a predicted model, not a curated record
AUGUAUAUUCAUCCUAAAUAUUACGUACGCGGACCUGUAUAUUUUGCGGACUAUGACGUUGCUUUGAUGAAACUCCCGACACCUUUGAACUUUACCGAACGUGUGCAGCCUGUCUGUCUUCCAAGUCAAGAUGAUAUUUUUAACGGAAAUGAUAAUUGUUUUGUGAUUGGCUGGGGACGCACUGCAUCUGGCUUCACUUCUCCAUAUUUACAACAGGUGAAACUUGAUGUUAUUAGUCUUCAAGAAUGCAAUAGUUUUAGCUUUUUUAACGGGAGAGUCUCACCAAGGUCAGUCUGUGGUGGUCGUAGAUCAGGUGGAGUCAGUGCUUGUAAUGGUGAUAGUGGUGGUCCCUAUCAAUGUAAACGCAAUAAUACUUGGAUACAAUUAGGGAUAGUCUCUUGGGGACGCUCUUGUGUGCAAGCUAGAUAUUACAGCGUGUUUAUGGAUGUCAGAAAAUUCUUGCAGCCAUUUAUUGAAACAAUUCAAAGAGGUCAGAACACUAAUCUAACCAUGUACUACUCAAGAGCAAUUGGAGUUGUGUUUCAAAACUUAUCAGAACUAUAUUCCUCGAAUCUUUCGGUUAUUUUAACGAAUAAUGGAGAAUUUUCUGAUAUCGAUAUGGUUGGAUAUUUUCGAGCACUUCCUUAUCAGAUUGAGCUUGUGAAGCAAACAACCUUAAUUGAUCUUAUUACUGUUUCCGGACAGCAAAAUUUAACUUCAAAUACGACGACAAUACAACAUAUUGCUUCUGUUCUUGUCCGGUAUAUAAGUAGCCUGUAUGCUGAUUUUAGAUCUGGAAGAUCGGGUAGACGUACUUUUGCACCAGAUUCAAAUAGUACGAUUGGGGAAAAUGGUAGUUGUUCCUUUGAAAAUGGCAUUGACAAUUCCAGAUGCACAUGGAAGAAUGUUAAUUAUCCACUUGACAACUUUGAUUGGACCAUCCAUUCAGGCUCAACAUCAAGUUCGAGCACUGGACCUAGCUCAGACAGAAGAGGAUCGAUUACUGGAAAAUACAUUUACAUUGAGACAUCAAGUCCCCGUGUGCUGGGUGAUAAAGCAUGGUUGGUUAGCAACUACUUUAAUACAACAACCAAAUGUUUUACAUUUUGGUAUCAUAUGUAUGGAUCAACAAUUGGUUCUCUUAAUAUAUACCAACAAUAUAUGGGAGGUAGAUUAAAGCUGUUGUGGACAUUAAGUGGCAAUCGAGGAAAUCAAUGGAACAGAGCUCAAGUUACAACCAACUUUACGGAAGCAAAAACAAGGAUCAUCGUUGAAGGUGUUUGUGGCUCCAGCUUUACGGGUGAUAUUGCUCUAGAUGAUUUUGUUUUUCUUAGUGGUUCAUGUGAUAUCCAUCCCACGUAUGCUGAACCACGCUUUAUUAAUACUACAGCAACCAUUUUCCCAACUCCCACGAUUUCUAAUGCCACACCUACCUCAACAACCACAAUUGGUGCAAAUGGACCGAUUUUAUUUGACGAUUGUGUCGAAGCUCAUGAAAAAUCUUGUUCAAGCGAUGAAAAAAAAUACUAUCUCAAAUCACGAAACGAUUUGGGUUAUGAUGAAACGGAAUGUCAUAUAGGUGGUAGCAUAAACCUUGGAUGUACUGGUAUCGGAUGGACAUUUCUUGGAAACAUAAGUGGAAGCUCCUCAUCAAGCUCAACAAACUACGAGUCGAGAAUUUGGCAGUCAAAAGAAGACGAACAAACAAACUUUAAUUCUCAAUUUUGGAGUGCCAGUGUCUCCACUAUUUGUCUGCAGACAUAUUACGGCUUUAUGCAAAUUUCAGUUUCAGCACCAUCUGCUCGUAGUUUAUUUUUCGGUCAAAAACUCUUGAAUAUUUCAGCAUCAUAUUUUUUAAAUUCUUUUACAAAACUAUGGAUUCCCACACAGCUGCCAAAUUUUUCAUCGGGAUGUUACGAAAGUGGAUUCAACGUUGGAGAUGUAAAUUUCAUUCAGGCUCGUUUUGGUAUUGUUUCUGUUAACAGACCAGGAUGUAAUAAUACUGUUGCUCAAGCCAUUGGUGUAGGAAUAAAAAUACCUGGGAGGAAGAAUAUCAGUGUUAACGGUGUGGUUACCAAUGUAAUGUCACUUAAUUUUGCUUCCUACCUAGACUUUAGCUUUUAUGUUCGUUCCCGUCCUCCUAGAACUUAGUUUUUGAUUCUUAGUUUUAAUCUGCUAUUAUGCCGCCUGCACUUACUUAUGUGAUUCCAAUAUAGCUAAUUUAGUCUAUUGCCUAUGAUAAAUUUUUUGUAAGUUAGAUUUAUAAGCACAACACCACUUGUUCAUUUUAAAAAAUGUUAGACUUAUCUUCCACAACGAAAGACACUAAAGUAAAAAAAGCACUGAAAUGAAGCGUAUCAGUUUUAUGUCUAGUAAAUGAAUAUUGUGCUAGUUAAUUUAGAAAUAAUAUAAUAUGAUGGAUCUACGUAAAAUAAUGGUUAUGCCUUAAUAAACAUAGUCAUCACAAAUAAUAUUGUGCUUAUGGUAUGAUUUUCGACCGUGUAAAAGAGUGGCAUAAAACUAUAGGCAUGAUAUAAUAAAA